Gaeumannomyces tritici R3-111a-1 is the source of this 3411-nucleotide messenger RNA. RefSeq names its product DDHD domain-containing protein. Gene Ontology annotation, cellular component: cytoplasm. The record is from RefSeq and is a predicted model, not a curated record. Gene Ontology annotation, molecular function: glycerophospholipase activity; metal ion binding. Bases 224 to 3214 code for a protein of 996 amino acids. The transcript has 9 exons. NCBI's taxonomy places the organism in Eukaryota, Fungi, Ascomycota, Sordariomycetes, Magnaporthales, Magnaporthaceae.
ACCGAACGCGAGGCUCUAAAACCUCCGUAGCCUGUCAAGCUUUGGCUUGGCGUCUUCUCACAACGGCCUCUUUGUUACCAUCACCCCAACACGUGUUUCCCGCGGCCUCUGCCGGCAGAAGGGGAGAGGUGUGCGUUGCAUGUGUGUGGCAGGAGACGGUUGACCAACUCGGAGUGUUGUCCGCGACCCUCUCGCAGCCGGUCUGUUGGCCUUGGCUGCCGCCAUGUCGAACACCGCGCAUCACGCUCACACGUACGGCACCGAAUGCCGUCUGGCCCCGGUUGCGCCCCUUCCCGACGACUACCGCGAUGGCGAUGGCCAUGAGGAUGACUAUGGCGCUGCGACAGAGAGAAUCCCGCCCAUCAACGCCCAGUUCUUCUACUCAUCCCUAAUCCCCAUCCAAGACUCGCCCUCGUCCGCUGCCUCCGACGCUAGGGGCUCAUCCGCCCAAAGCCAACGUCCCUUUUCCGAAGCCGACAACAACGCGCUCGAGCGGGCAUGGCUAUCCCUAGCCUCAGACACCCACCGCCGCGCCCACUCCCGCGCCCAGCGGAACCGGAGCCCGAGCCUGUCCGAGUCGAGCAGAGACGCGGCCACUCUUACCGCCAUCUAUCGCCGCUUGAUCGAGAAGCACAGUUUGAGGCAUCAGCAAGACGCCGCACCGUUCUCUGUCUCGAAUUCCCCGACCGCGACCCCCGCGUGCUGCCCUGAGCUCCGGACCGAUGCCGCCAGCGAACUUAGGGGUACAUUCUGUGUCCUCACCCGCCGGCGCCUAGGUAUGGACAGCGAAGCUGUCGUUGCUACGGUCAUGGCCGAGCUUGGCAAGGCUGGCCCCACAGAUACUAGAGGCCAGACUGAAGCCAGGUCGAGGUCUGAACAGCUGUCCCCAACUGCGGCCACCGGGGCCAGACCGAGCAUGCUCCCGGCCACGAGAAUCGGAAGAACCGGUUCCCGUGUCAAGGCCGCCGACGCGGCCAACAGUUCAAGAGCCAGAGCCGGCAGCAACACCCUGGCCACAACCACUGUCCAGCCAGGGCCCCCGCCGCCAGAUGAUGGGAUUUCGGGAAAGCCGUUUGUAAAAAUCGGAUCCCCAGGCACAGAGGACACCCCAAUCUCGCCCCCUAACGCUACACCCCCGAAACCCCGAACGGCUACUGUGGUCACAAACACACCCAACGACAACCAAGCGGAGCCAUGGGAGCCCGCUCGUGCCGUCCAAGUACCCGUCGGCUCACGCCUGUAUCUAGUCUCGUUCCCGGAAAUGCAGAUGCGGCCAAUGUACUGGUCCCCAAUCAAUGACGUGACCGUGGUAACUCGGGCCACUUGGUUCUAUCGAGACAAUAUGACCCCUGUCGAGCCCAAAGUCGCAAACCAACUCGAGGCUGGCUACUGUGAGCUUCGCCCUUGGUCUGAGGCCUGGAGUAUUGAGAUUCGCUGCGCCAUUGCGGUGGGCGCGUUGGGGGAGGAGAAAGUCAGCCAGCCUCUCUGGGGCCACCCGCCCGCUGGUACCAACGCCAACGUCGAGGACAUGCUUCCUGUUGAGCCGGGCAUAUCUGAUGAUCCCUAUUGUGCGGCGCGUUGCUAUCGUGGUAGCGCGGCUGCUGUCGGUGUGCUCAGCCCCCAUGUGGGCGAAACCACAGACACCGGCUCGACGGGCAGCUAUCCAAACUGGCACGUUGUGUACAAGAACGCAACAGAAGCCAACCUACUCAAGCCAAGCCUGCGGCCGUCCGCCUACUACUCCCGUACCCCGAUCUCGAGGAUCAUGAAGGGCGCCACUGUCGGCAUCCCUGUAGUUCGUGGGUUCAAUCGGGACGCCUGGCGCCGCAUUCAUGAACGUCCCAGGGGCGCUAGUGGCAAGGGAGCCAGCCACCCCUUGGCCAAGGCGGUUACAACAGCUGAGGCGAGACCACAAUCCAGGCCUUUGGGCCCGUCAUGUACCGCCUGUGCUGCCGAGACGGAAAACUGGCGUGACCUAGUCCUCGUGAUCCACGGAAUCGGCCAGAAGUUCGCCGAGCGGGUCGAGAGCUUCCAUUUCACGCACGCCAUCAACAGCUUUCGACGGGCUGUCAACACCGAGCUCGGAAGUAACAACUACAGGGACGCCGCUGGCGGUAUCAUGGUGCUCCCAGUCAACUGGCGCCACCUCCUCUCGUUCGAGGACGGCGGGACGAUGCAGCAAGGUGGUGCUGGCGCGGCAGCCGCACCAGAAAGCUUUGGUCUCAAGGAUAUCGAACCCAAAACCAUUCCGGUUGUGCGUGGCUUGAUAUCAGAUGUCAUGUUUGAUGUCCCUUACUAUCUCUCGCAUCACAAGCCACGAAUGAUCAAAGCCGUCACGAGGGAAGCAAAUCGCAUCUAUCGUCUCUGGUGCAAAAACAACCCCGGGUUCGCUGAUCAGGGCCGUGUGCACCUGAUAGCUCACUCCCUCGGGAGCGUUAUGGCCCUUGACAUACUCUCUAAUCAACCUACAAUCACACCACCGCUCAGGGAUCCAACCUGUGAGGCAGACCCGGAUGCCCGGCAUUUCGAGUUUGACUGCAAGAAUCUUUUCCUGCUUGGCAGUCCGGCCGCCUUCUUCCUCCUACUGGAGCGCUCACAGUUGGUUCCGAGGGAAGGCCGCCUGAAGCCAGGCACAGAUCCUGCUGAUGUCACCUCCAAAGAUAUCGUUGGACAGCAGGGCCAGUUCGGCUGCCUUGCUGUUGAUAAUAUCUACAACAUCCUUUCCCGAGAAGAUCCUGUUGCGUACUUGCUCAACAGCACAAUCGACCCGGUAUAUGCGGCAAGUUUGAAGAAGACAUUCGUACCCACCACGGCAACCUUCUUCCAGUCCAUUGGCAAUGGCAUCAGAGGCCUGUGGGGCGGCGCACCGACCCAGCCGGGCGCGGGGACAGUGCCCAACAAACCACCGACGGUUCGGCUCCCCUCACAACUGGAGCUGGAGGUCCAUGACUUCACGCGUGAAGAGAUCGCUGAAAGGAAGGCGAUCCUCCUCAACGACAACGGGACGCUCGACUAUUAUCUUCAUUCAAGUGGUGGCCCUUUGGAGAUACAGUACCUGAACAUGCUCCAUGCCCACAGCAGCUACUGGACGAGCCCGGACCUGAUACGAAUGCUCUGCAUGGAGAUUUGCAGGAAGCCGGGGCGAGCUUACAUAUAUGAAGGCCUGAGAGCCACAAAGGCCGCGAAGCGGCUGGUUCCAAGAACCCCUGGUUAGAGAAGGCCCGUCGCCUACAGGGGUACACAAACAUACUGAUAGAGAACGGCAUGGAUACAUGGAGUUAUAAACAUAGAAUUUUGCGCCGGUUGUCGUUUAUAGACGGAUAUGGAAAUUAGGGCGCAUUGCAGGUAAUCACAUUAAUUAGAUACGUGGCCAAGUUUAUAAUCGAACUCUACUCAUACGAUAAACCCGCC